GCUGGUAUCCAGAGCCUGAGGUGUUUUGGCUGGACGGUGAGGGAAACCUCCUCUCUGCUGGACCUACAGAGACAGUCAGAGGUCCUGAUGACCUCUAUACUGUCAGCAGCAGAGUGACUGUGGAGAAGAGACACAGCAACAGCUUCACCUGUAGAGUCCAACAGAAGGACAUCAACCAGACCAGAGAGACUCACAUCCAGGUUCCAGUUGAACUCUUCAUGGUCCAGUCUAGUUUUGCUCUCCGGAUCACCAUCUGCUUGGCUGCGUGCAUCAUGUCUGUUGUUGCAGUUGUCUUUAUUUUGUGGAAAUGGGGACAAAACAAAAUCAAUACCAAGUGGCACCAUGAGGGUGAGACUGAAGUUGGAGAACAAAAGAAGUAUUUGAACAAGACAAAGGCAAAACUUGAUGAGGAGUUGGAGAAGAAUGAGGGAGAGUUGGAACAUGUGCAACAGUUGAUUACAACACUGACGGAGCAGAAGAAAGAUCUGAAGAACCAGAGAGAGAAACUCAUCUCACUACAGCAGGAGGACAAGAUCAAGAUACAAGAAUAUGAGAAGAAGCUGACGACGGAACCAAAAACAGACAAACACAAAAAAAAGAAGAAGCGUGAAAUGACCAAAGAGUUUCUGGAGAAGAGGGCGACAGAACACGAGGAACUGUUAAAGAACACAGAGGAACUACUGGAGACAACAGACAAUCUGAUUAUUAGAAUGACAGAAAGGAAAGGGAAACUAGAGAAGGAUAAAGAGCAAAUAAAUAAAUACCUGAAAGAGAGAAACUCAUCUCACUACAGAAGGACGACAAGACACAGAUACAGUACAAGAAAAGCUGGAGAUGAAACCAAAAAUGGACAAAAGCAAAAUAAUGAAGAAGUGUAGAAAGACCAUAAAGGAUCUAGACAGGAGAACACAAGACACUGUAACAGAGGGUGGUGGUGGCGUAAUGGAUAAGACACAUUCCUUUGGUGUGAGAGACCCGUGACCCAUCCACCAUUGUGUCCCUGAGCAAGACACUUAACCUCUAGUUGUUCCAGAGGCGUGCGACCUCUGACAUAUAUAGCAAUUGUAAGUCGCUUUGGAUAAAAGCGUCAGCUAAAUGUAUGUAUAACUAACUACAGAACACAACCUAAUUAUUAGAAAGACAGAAAAGAAAGGGAAACUAGAGAAGGAUAAGGAGCAAAUAAAUAAAUACCUGGAAGAGCUUCAGUAGAAACUUCAGUUAGAGCAUCCAGAGGGAGUAGAUGAUAUAAAUUAUCCAUGAACAAAUGAUCCCAUGUGAUUAUUUUAUUUAAUAUUCAAUCACAUAAAUUCUAAAAUUUUAUAAAACUAUGAUUGAUUUUAGAUCCCUAAUAUUAUCAGUUUAAUCAAUCUACCUGAUUAUUCCAAACAUGAUGUGUUCAGUCACUAUGUUCUCUGCUCACAGCCUCUAUUAUUUGUUAUAUAGUAAUGCAUUUGUGUAUUAUUAUGUUGCAUAAAAAUAAUAAUAAGUUUUGCUGUAUUUGUAUAUGAUGUCAUCAUAAAUAAUUAAUUCCACUGUAUGUUUGAUUAAACAAUACAGAAGAGUUGUUGUUUAGUUAAUUGUUAAAGUUAAUAAUAAAUACUCACAGAAUAAUGAAUGAUUAUUAUGUUUUAAAUUUAAUUUGACUCAGAUUUAAUCUUUUGUCCACACAUACUUAGUUGUUUCCUUUAGAUUGAAAACACCAUCCUCUCGUGGUGAAAUCAGAGUUUCCUCAAAGAUUCCCAAUUUAAAGGAAAAUCUGAUCCCAACAAAAAUGUGCAAAUAAGACGUUUUUGAACUU
This is a messenger RNA of Micropterus salmoides (largemouth bass), 1798 nucleotides long. RefSeq lists its product as uncharacterized. The record is from RefSeq and is a predicted model, not a curated record. NCBI's taxonomy places the organism in Eukaryota, Metazoa, Chordata, Actinopteri, Centrarchiformes, Centrarchidae.